UGACAUCUGCCAUAUGUUUUUUGUUGAUUUUUUAAAGUUUAAAAAAAAAAAUAUUUUUUAAAAAUGGGUAAAACCUCAAAAGAUAAACGCGAUAUCUAUUAUCGUAAAGCAAAAGAGCAGGGAUGGAGAGCACGUAGCGCCUUCAAACUUCUCCAAAUCGACGAGAAGUUCGACAUUUUCCAAGGGGUUAAGAGGGCGGUCGAUUUAUGCGCGGCCCCCGGCAGUUGGUCUCAAGUAUUAUCCCGAAAAUUGUAUUUAAACGAGGAAAUUAAUAUCAAAGAACCCACACACUUGUUUUACACUGAAACCUUGGCUGAAGAACAGGCCAGGAAAGAUAUACAGGAAACACCAAAAAAGAAUGAGGAUGUUAAAAUAGUUGCUGUGGAUUUGCAACCAAUGUCUCCAUUACCAGGAGUCAUUCAGAUACAGGGCGACAUCACAAAGUAUUCAACGGCUCAACAAAUUAUUGCACAUUUUGAAGGGGAGCAAGCUGAUCUUGUUAUUUGUGAUGGAGCUCCUGAUGUGACAGGGUUGCAUUGUAUGGAUAUUUAUAUACAGGCCCAGUUAUUGCUUGGGGCAGUUCACAUAACAUGCAAUGUCUUAAAAAGAGGGGGCACCUUCAUAGCAAAAAUAUUCCGUGGCAAAGACAACGACCUCCUUACGAAUCAACUCCUAAUGCUAUUCGAAGAGGUGCACGUGGCCAAACCGAAAAGCUCCAGGAAUUCCAGUAUCGAAGCCUUCGUGGUUUGCCAGGGCUACAAUCCCCCGGAAGGUUUUGACCCCAAACUGAUAACCCCUUACUUGGACGUUUCCAAUAAAGAUUUUAGUACAUUAGAAGGUAUAAAUAGGGUCAUUAUCCCUUUUGUUGUUUGUGGUGAUGUCAGCGCGUACGACGCGGAUGCAACGUAUCCACUGCAGUUGGAAGGGGAGGCACCAUAUAAAUAUAGGCCUCCUGUACAGCCGCCGAUUGCUCCCCCGUAUAGUUUUAAGCAGGAACCGACUAAAACGGAUAUAGACAAUUUUUUGAAGAAGAUUAACGAGGCAGCUAAAACUGUUAAUUUGGGAAUGGGACCGGAUAUGAGGAGUUUGAACGAGAGCGUUAGGAGAUUAAAUUUGGUGGAUGUUAAUAUGCCCGGGCCCUCGAGCGUUGGCUCGUUGGAUUUGCCUGAGGAUUUCUGUAAGGACGACAUGAGAACCAAACAAAUGUUCGACAACGGACCUUAUUUCGACCUUAUAACGAAAGUGGAUAAAGUGAAAAAGUCACAGCCAGAGGAGGAGAGCGAAGCGACAAUAGAAUUGAGAAAUGUGGAUUUUAAAUUGUUGCCAGACUUCGAGUUUAUGUACGAAGAUGAGAAUGCUGAUCCAGAGAUUGUGCAGGCUUUGCUACAACAUAUUCAGCUGGGGAAUGUGGCCAAUCCCACUACAUGUUUUUGUCCAGAAUAAAUAUACGAUUUUUCUUAAAUUUCA
Messenger RNA from Anthonomus grandis grandis, 1467 nucleotides. Its product is annotated as putative tRNA (cytidine(32)/guanosine(34)-2'-O)-methyltransferase. Gene Ontology annotation, biological process: tRNA methylation; cytoplasmic translation. The record is from RefSeq and is a predicted model, not a curated record. Gene Ontology annotation, molecular function: tRNA methyltransferase activity. Lineage: Eukaryota; Metazoa; Arthropoda; Insecta; Coleoptera; Curculionidae. The transcript is spliced from 4 exons. Gene Ontology annotation, cellular component: cytoplasm. Bases 64 to 1443 code for a protein of 459 amino acids.